This is a messenger RNA of Archocentrus centrarchus (flier cichlid), 1049 nucleotides long. Its product is annotated as 12-(S)-hydroxy-5,8,10,14-eicosatetraenoic acid receptor-like. The transcript has 3 exons. Gene Ontology annotation, biological process: G protein-coupled receptor signaling pathway. The record is from RefSeq and is a predicted model, not a curated record. Gene Ontology annotation, cellular component: membrane. The coding region runs from base 1 to 1026 and encodes 341 amino acids. NCBI's taxonomy places the organism in Eukaryota, Metazoa, Chordata, Actinopteri, Cichliformes, Cichlidae. Gene Ontology annotation, molecular function: G protein-coupled receptor activity.
AUGAUCAUACAACAAAAGAUGUCUGUAAAUCGAACAGUUGACCACUGCAGAACACCCAGUAACCUUACAUACCAAGCCCUCUCCUGGGUGAUGGUAGGAGAAUUUGCGCUGGGACUGCCUCUCAACCUGUCUGUCCUCUACAUCUUCAUCUUCAGAUUCAAGUUCUGGAAGAACAACGCCAUCUUCCUAUUCAAUAUUGUGGUUGCUGAUUUCUUGCUGGUGGGCUGCCUUCCUUUCAAGAUCCACCAUUACUGGCACAACUUGAGGCGCAGUGAGAACACCACGCUCUGCAAGAUAAUGCUCUUCAUGCUGUUUCUCAAUCGAGGGGCCAGCAUCGCCUUCCUCAUCACAAUGUCCCUCGAUCGCUACUUCAGCGUGGUUCAUCUCGGAAGGAGAAACUGUGUCAAAGUGUUUAAGAAAUCUCCUCAGAUAUCCGUGAUCAUCUGGAUCCUCCUGCUUCCCCUCACCAUCCCCACUAUGGUCACAACCUUUGAGUGCUGCAACAGCCACGGCCGUAAAAAAGAGACAUAUUUUCACGAUGUGACAGAUACCUUCAGAGAGAUUGUUUUCUUCUCGCAAAUCAUCAUCCCCUACAUCAUCCUCGUCUACUGCACGGUCUGCACCGUCAAGCGGCUGAGGAAGAAGACGGUCGGGGAGAGGGCUAAGCUGAGGAGGGCCGUGUGGUUGGUCACAUCCGUAGUUGUCAUCUUUUCCAUCUGUUUCCUGCCCUGCACGAUAGCCAGAGCAGUUCUGCUGUAUGUGCGGCUAAAAGACUGGCAGGACGUGGAAAACAUAGCCGUCCAGGUGUACGAUGCCCUCAUGGUUUUGUCUUACAGUGACUGCCUGCUGGACCCGAUGGUGUACUGCUUCUGUAACUCAGGGUUUAAAGAUAUUUACAUAUCCACCUUUUGUCCUGCAUUUCUUCAGAAGAGAUGGAUUAAUCCUGACUCUGGCACUGAAAAAACUACAUAUACUACUAUUGCUACUGGCACACAAACAAUAUCUUUGCCCACACUAGAAAACUGAUCUGUCUCUUUGACACUUCACAA